GGAAUAUUGGGCCAUCUAUCACAGCGUGAGUAUAGACACUGCUCCACCAUACACUGACUUCCCUAUAUUGAUGGGGAGAGGGGCAGAGCCUGCACCCUGGGAGGACACUGGAAGGCUCUUCCUUCCAUAGACCAAGGGAUGAACACAUGGAGCAGUCUUUUGACACAUCAUUAGUCCCCUGCGGGAAGGACAAAUACAUUCCCAAGAAUGAGUUGCUGGCACAUCUGAAGAAUUACAAUUUCUAUUAUGAAGGACAGAACCUCCAGCUCCGACAUCGCGAGGAAGAGGGGGAGUUGAUCAUAGAAGGGUUACUCAAUAUUUUCUGGGGCCUGAGACGUCCUAUUCGGCUUCAGAUGCAAGAUGACCAUGAAAGAAUUCGGCCACCUCCAUCAUCUACAUCUUGGCAUUCUGGAUGCAAUCUGGUCACUGAAGGAAAAGUUGCUACGCCAGCCACCAUCCCUGACAUCCAGGUGACUGAGGUUGAGGAGGCCCCAGCCGAUGAUGAUAAUGAUGAGGAUAAAGCCUCUCAGGAUGAAGCUCCUCAGCUGAUGCGUACAAGGAGUGAUGUUGGAGUACGGCGUAGGGGUAACCUCCGCACCCCAGGAGAGCAGAGGCGGAUCAGACGCCAUAGGUUUUCAAUAAAUGGGCACUUUUACAACCACAAGACGUCUGUGUUCACUCCAGGAUAUGGCUCUGUGACAAAUGUCAGGAUUAACAGCGCCAUGUCCACCCCACAGGUCCUGAAACUGCUACUAAACAAGUUUAAGAUUGAGAAUUCUGCCUCAGAGUUUUCCCUUUAUGUAGUGCACACAAGCGGAGAGAAAAUGAAACUCAAGGACUCGGAUUACCCACUCAUUGCCCGGAUUCUGCAAGGUCCAUGUGAACAAGUGUCCAAAGUGUUUCUUAUGGAGAAGGAUCAAGUAGAGGAAAUCACCUAUGAUGUGGCACAGUACAUAAAGUUUGAGAUGCCUGUUCUGAGCAGUUUUAUUGAAAAGCUGAAGGAAGAGGAAGACCGAGAAAUCAUCAAACUCAUGAGAAGGUACACGUCGCUCCGGCUUCUUAUUGAACAACAACUGCAUGAACUGGCCAAUACUUCUGCAACAAUGUAGACCCCUUUGUUAUUUGUGAUUGAGCUGAGAUCAAAUGAGCCAGAUCCUUCCUCUGCUUGGCCCUCCCCCGAGGAACUAAGAUAUUCAAUAUUAAUACAACAAUGUUACAUUCAGCUAAUCUUUCUACUGUAUUGUAAGGCUUCCAGUAACACAGUCAUCCAGGGAGUAGUAUGUAAUUUCUAGGCUAGAAUAGGUGACCUCUGUAUAAUGUAUGUAGAAAUGGACCUGUAUCACUUUACUGGAGGUGGCAUUGGAUUCGUAAUGGGCGCCAUGUUUUCCUUAGACUAGUAGCAAUACAGAAAUGGACCAGGUUUUUCUAUGCUGAAAAAUAUUUCACCAAAUUGCAGAAAGGUUUGUAUAAACCAUUUGAAUGUAUGUGGAACCAAUGGCUUCCUAUCCCUACGGUUAUAGCCUGAAGCAAAGGCUUAUGGGUAAUUGUGAUAAAUAAGACACAAAGGUGUUUGUGUUUUUUUUUAGAAUUUUCCAGUUUAGAAGCACAAGGUGUAAAUACAGUUUUUAUUUUGUCAUUAUGAGAAAUCCAAUGUGUUUUAUGGUAUUUUGAAGAGCAGCUCCCUCAUUGAAGACUCUUUCCAGAAUGUAGUAGGGAAUUAGGUCCCGUUCCUUAGGAGGACUGGUUAGCUUUCUCGACAUGUCUCUUUUAAAAAGUGUAAUUUCGUAAUUUAAAUAGAAAUGCUGAAGAAGAUUUUCUUAAAUCUCUGUGUUGUGUAGAUCCUUAGGUAAUGCUGCUGGAAAGAAAGAAAUUAGAAAUAACUAGGCAUCACCAUUCCAUUUGGGUAGUGUUUCACCCUGUUAAAGAGGUUGGCCCGUUUCGCACUUUGGUGGCAUAUCGCUAGGAUAUGCCACCAGUGUCCAGUAUGUACAGGUCCCACCACAACCCAUCUCUAGAACAAAAUGAUCGCGGGUGCACAGCGCAAGCAUGGCCAUCCUCCAGUCACUGCUAUGAAAGUGCGAAAAAUAGCUGAGCACUGGCUUGGCUAUUUCUGGAUCUCCCGUAGAGGUGAAUAGGAGGUGGUCAUGCUUGUUCGGUGACUUCUUCAUUAACUUCUAUGGGAGAUCUGGAAAUAGUCGAGCGUGCUCGCUUGGCUCCUUUCUGAACGCCCAUAGAAGUGAAUGGAGAGCGCACUGCACAUGUGUAGUGUGUUUUCCUUUACUCUGAGGUCCUCAAUCUAGAGAUAAGUGCAGGUCCCAGAGAGAACCGCACUUAUCGGACAUUGGUGGCAUAUCCUAUCCUUCUCUUCAACCAGCUGAUGAGCGGGGGUGUCGGGUAAUCAAUAGAUCAUCAAUAUUAAAAUCCCAGAAAACCCCUUUGAGUUAUUUAUACAUUUGCAAUAAGUAUAAGAGGAACAGCACAAUAUGGAGUUCUGAGAAAAAUUGCUCAAACUUUUUUAUCUUGCAAUGUGCAAUAUAAGACUAGAACAGACAUGUCGGAAACUCUGACAGGUAAUAUGACUGCUCUAUUCAUAUUCCUAAUGGGAGUGAUUCCUGCAAUAAACCACUAUUAUGGAAUCGCUGUUUAAAGGCAAUGGGCAUCUUUGAUAUGGAUUUUUUUUUAAAUAUAUAACAGUGGUUACUUUGAGUAAAAAAAAAAAGUUGCA
This is a messenger RNA of Bufo gargarizans (Asiatic toad), 2725 nucleotides long. RefSeq names its product Ras association domain family member 2 (gene RASSF2). NCBI's taxonomy places the organism in Eukaryota, Metazoa, Chordata, Amphibia, Anura, Bufonidae. Bases 147 to 1109 code for a protein of 320 amino acids. The transcript has 11 exons. Gene Ontology annotation, biological process: positive regulation of JNK cascade; signal transduction; regulation of non-canonical NF-kappaB signal transduction. Gene Ontology annotation, cellular component: nucleus; cytoplasm. The record is from RefSeq and is a predicted model, not a curated record.